GUGGAGACACACGGGCGUUUAUGUGUGUUCGGAGAACGGGACAGAUGAGACCAGAGAGGUGGCCGUCUUUGUGCCUGAUCCUGAGGUGUGGUUCCUGGAGAACGAUCAUUUAAUGGUGACUAAGACGAAAGAAGAAGGCACGAUCCCAUGUCUGGUGACAAAUCCCUCGAUAAACGUCACGCUGUACGAGAGUGACUCUGAGAUAAUGGUGGAGGGUUCGUACAACCCCAGCGUGGGCUUCAGCGCCGCCCUGGAGGACAGAACCUACAAAUGCAAAGGAGAGCUAAACGGAGAGGAGAAAGAGUCCGUCAGCUUCUAUGUCUUCAGUAUAUUUGCUCCCGAGGCUCUGGAUCCCUACAUCAACGCCUCCAAAACGGUCCUGAAACAGGGCGAGACGCUGAACGUCAACUGCACCGUUCACGGCGUGGAGCUCGUCUUCUUCUCCUGGGACUUUCCCCACAAAGACGUGGGGGACAUUGAGCCCUUGACUGACGUCCUGUCGUCCAUGAGCAUGCGGUCCUGUCUCAACAUCACAGACGUGUCUCUGGCCAGAUCAGGACAGUAUGUUUGUCACGUGCAUGAGGGUGUGCUGAACCAGAGAGCUUCAGCCAGUAUAGACAUCACUGUACUGGAGAAAGGCUUCGUGGCUCUUUCUUCACAUCUGGGCAGGAACGUCUCGGCACUGCUCGGAGAAAACGUGGAGCUGAAGGUGGAGAUUGAGGCGUAUCCCAAACCCAGCGUGCAGUGGACUAAAGACGGCGCUGCUAUCAGAGGACACAGCACCAGACAGGAACAAGAGACGGGGUUUGUCAGCACACUGACCCUGGUCAGGAUCCGACUGGAGCAGAUGGGUCUCUACACCGUCAGUGUCCAAAACCAAGAUGACUUUAAAGAGAUGACCUUUGACCUAGAGGUGAAAGUUCCUCCUCAGAUAACUGAACUCUCUGACCAUCAGCUGCCGGGUAAGAAGCAUGCGGUCACCUGUGUGGCGGAGGGAGUGCCGUCUCCCAGCAUUCAAUGGUUCAGCUGUGACAGCAUGCCCAAGUGCAGUAACAGAAGUGUGGCGUGGAGCCCCCUAGUGGAGGAUCCUGAGAAAGUCACCAUCCAGACUAACGUCAGCUACAACAUCACACGCAAGAUCCACCAGGUGCACAGUCAGGUGACUCUCCUGCUGCCCCAGCUGCUCACCAUCCGCUGCGAGGCCCGCAACGAGAGAGGAGCUCGAGCCCGAGACAUCAGACUGGUCAACAGCACGUUGUUUUCUCAGGUGGCCAUUCUGGCCGCAGUCUUAGCGCUGGUGGUCAUCGCCAUUAUCUCCAUCAUCAUCCUCAUCGCUGUGUGGAGGAAGAAGCCACGCUAUGAAAUCAGGUGGAAGGUGAUCGAAUCGGUCAGUUUGGAUGGACACGAGUACAUCUACGUCGACCCCAUUCACCUGCCCUAUGACCUGGCCUGGGAGAUGCCGCGGGACGGUCUGGUGCUGGGUCGGACACUUGGAUCUGGAGCGUUUGGGCGUGUUGUUGAGGCGACGGCGUACGGACUCGGCCGUUCCCAAUCCGCCACUAAAGUGGCAGUGAAAAUGCUGAAAUCGACGGCUCGGAGGAGCGAGACUCAAGCUCUGAUGUCUGAACUCAAGAUCAUGAGUCAUCUGGGUCCUCACCUCAACAUCGUCAACCUGCUGGGCGCCUGUACCAAACACGGUCCGCUGUAUCUGGUGACAGAAUACUGUCGCUAUGGAGAUCUGGUUGACUAUCUGCACAGGAACAAGCACAGCUUCCUCCAGUACUACGCCGACAAGAACCACAUCGCCAACGGCAGCCAGAUCUGUAACGACAGCGAUGUGCCGACCGGGAAAGAAUACGUGUCGUUUGGCAGCGAGCGUGAUGGAGGAUAUAUGGACAUGACCAAAGACGAGCAGACCGAAUACGUGCCGAUGCAGGAGCUCACGGACACCAUCAAGUACGCAGAUAUCCAGCCAUCACCCUACGAGUCUCCUUACCAGCAAGACAUCUACCAGGAGCAAGGACACAGGGUGGAUCGGUCUCUGGUCAUCAGUGAUUCUCCGCUUCUGAGCUACACUGAUCUCGUGGGUUUCAGUUAUCAGGUGGCCAAAGGCAUGGAGUUCUUGGCCUCAAAGAACUGUGUGCAUCGGGAUCUGGCAGCAAGAAACGUCUUGAUCUGUGAGGGCAAACUGGCCAAGAUCUGUGACUUUGGACUGGCCAGAGACAUCAUGCAUGACAACAACUACAUCUCCAAAGGCAGCACGUUUCUUCCUCUGAAGUGGAUGGCGCCGGAGAGCAUCUUUCAUAACCUGUACACCACGCUGAGUGACGUCUGGUCCUACGGCAUCUUGCUGUGGGAGAUUUUCACUCUGGGAGGAACCCCGUAUCCAGACCUGCCCAUGAACGAGUUGUUUUACAGCGCUCUGAAGAGAGGAUACCGCAUGGCCAAACCCUCGUACGCCUCCGACGACAUGUAUGUUCACGGCGUUUACUACUGACCUGAACGAAAGUGACAUAAACAUACAGGCUGCAUGCUUAUUAUUGCACAUAUGCUUGAGUUAUAUAUUCAUAUAGUAAAUCACUCUGAAGAUUGUGCACAGUAACAACAGGCAGGUUU
Molecule: messenger RNA, 2616 nt
Organism: Sinocyclocheilus rhinocerous
Lineage: Eukaryota; Metazoa; Chordata; Actinopteri; Cypriniformes; Cyprinidae
Product: platelet-derived growth factor receptor beta-like
Exons: 18
Coding region: 113-2497 (794 amino acids)
Biological process (GO): cell chemotaxis; multicellular organism development; positive regulation of kinase activity
Cellular component (GO): signaling receptor complex; plasma membrane
Molecular function (GO): platelet-derived growth factor binding; platelet-derived growth factor beta-receptor activity; ATP binding
Source: RefSeq, a predicted model, not a curated record